This is a messenger RNA of Alosa alosa (allis shad), 1947 nucleotides long. RefSeq names its product cytochrome P450 2F2-like. The transcript is spliced from 9 exons. Gene Ontology annotation, molecular function: heme binding; oxidoreductase activity, acting on paired donors, with incorporation or reduction of molecular oxygen, reduced flavin or flavoprotein as one donor, and incorporation of one atom of oxygen; iron ion binding. Gene Ontology annotation, biological process: xenobiotic metabolic process. Gene Ontology annotation, cellular component: intracellular membrane-bounded organelle; cytoplasm. The coding region runs from base 67 to 1539 and encodes 490 amino acids. Lineage: Eukaryota; Metazoa; Chordata; Actinopteri; Clupeiformes; Clupeidae. The record is from RefSeq and is a predicted model, not a curated record.
AGAAAGAGAGAAUCACAAUCACAGAAUCAGAGACACCAGUAAUACACACAGCCGCAUACAGUAACCAUGCUGAUCUCUGUGCUGCUGUUAUGGUUUGGAAUCGUCCUCCUCUUUUUCCUGUUCAGGGUGAAAAGACCCAAGAACUUUCCUCCUGGACCCAGAGCACUUCCUCUGCUGGGAAACCUGCUGGGAAUCAACCCACAACAGCCACUAAAGACUUUGGAUAAGUUGACAGAGCGCUAUGGCCCUGUCUAUAGUCUGUAUUUUGGUCCUCGUCCUGCUGUGGUACUGGCCAGUCAAAAGGUCAUCAGAGAAGCUCUCGUCUCUAAAGCCACUGAAUUUGCUGGACGACCAAAUCACCUGAUGGUCUGUCAUAUCACUCAGUGCAAAGGUGUGGUUCUGGCAGAUUAUGGUCCAAAGUGGCAGGAGCACCGGCGCUUCGCCCUGACCACGCUGCGCAACUUUGGGAUGGGGAAGCGCUCCAUGGAAGAGAAGAUUCUAGAAGAAACCCAACACAUCUGUGCCGAGGUGGAAAAACAUGCAGGGAAGUCUAUGGAUCCUCAGCAUCUCUUCCACUUUGCUGCCUCUGACAUCGUCUGUUCCAUUAUUUUUGGAUCUCGAUUUGACUAUGAUGACCCCUACUUCAAGAACCUCAUUCUCAUGAUUGAAGAACUGACUAAAUUGGUCUUUGAUCCCUGGGCAAUACUUUAUGAAAUUGCUCCAUUCAUUAGAAGCUUGCCUCUGCCUUGCAAGCGGGCAUUUGAUUUACAUGACCGUGUUCAGGGCCAUAUACAAAAUGCGGUAGCUGAGCACAAAGACUCGUGGGUUUCAGGUCAGCCAAGAGACCUAAUCGACUGCUAUCUGGAUGAGUUAGAGAAAAGGGCAGAUAAAGGCACCACCUUUGAGGACAGUCAACUGGCAGCCAUGUUGUUUGACCUGCUGAUUGCUGGGACUGACACCACCUCCAACACACUAAGGACAGCAACACUCUACCUUAUGACCCACCCUCACAUACAAGAGCGCUGCUACCAGGAGAUCGAGGAAGUGCUGGGAUCUCGUGAGGAGGUGUGCUUUGAGGAUCGCCUGUCCAUGCCCUACAUCCAGGCGAUGAUCCAUGAAGCCCAAAGGCUAGCUGAUACGGUCCCCCUCAGCAUGUUUCACACCACAACCACAGACACACACAUCCAGGGAUACAAUAUUCCCAAGGGCAUGAUGGUCAUUCCUUUCCUGUCCUCAGCUCUACGUGAGGAGGGUCAGUGGAAGUUCCCUCAUGGCUUCAACCCAGAGAACUUCCUAAAUGAGAGGGGGGAGUUUGUCAAACCUGAUGCCUUCAUGCCCUUCUCUGCAGGUUCCUGUAUGUGUCUGGGGGAGGGGCUUGCUCGCAUGGAACUCUUCCUCAUCCUGGUCACAUUGCUUCGUCGCUUCCGAUUGGUCUGGCCAGAGGAGAAGGGAGUUCCUGAUUAUGGCAUGGUGUUUGGGGGCACACAGGCACCCAAACCGUUCCAUGUUGCUGUCCACCUGAGAGAAGACCGGAACUAAUGUCUAAUGACUUUUUAUUUUCUGUCCACAAUUCUAAUCCCUGAAAUGUUUUGUGAAAUUCAGCAAAUUGCCCCUCAUGGUCCUCUACCUGUCCAUUUUGUGUUUUUCCCCCUACCAAAAACAAACAAACAAACAAACAAACAGAAAAACAAACAAAAAAACACUGGUGUUUAUACACCAUCCUGAAGACCAAUUCUAGAAACGUUUCUACCCAUUUCUCUGCCUUUUUUCCUACCCAUUUCCCUAACAAAGCCGUGAUAUCCUUAACCAACACCACUCUCACUUGUAAACAAGCAUUUUGUACUUCAGGGACUUCUUUUCUUAUGCCACUCUCACUUGUGCCAUAUUGCUAGCCUGGCUAGCGCCACCACUUCUCAAUGAGACGUGGUCUGGGAACCAAACCCUAUC